Cottoperca gobio is the source of this 2025-nucleotide messenger RNA. It is a transcript of the gene cavin1a, whose product is annotated as caveolae associated protein 1a. Gene Ontology annotation, molecular function: rRNA primary transcript binding. The record is from RefSeq and is a predicted model, not a curated record. Bases 338 to 1615 code for a protein of 425 amino acids. The transcript is spliced from 2 exons. Gene Ontology annotation, cellular component: cytoplasm; caveola. Lineage: Eukaryota; Metazoa; Chordata; Actinopteri; Perciformes; Bovichtidae. Gene Ontology annotation, biological process: transcription initiation at RNA polymerase I promoter; termination of RNA polymerase I transcription.
CUGGGUGGUUUCACAGGGAGCAGAGGCAUUUGAGUCAGGGCAUACAUGCCUCAGCUGUGAGAGGCCCAACUCCCCUUGGCUGGCUGGCAUCGCAGAGCAGAGGCAGAGAGAGACAGAGACUGAGGGUGAAGAGAAAGUUAAAGCAGAAAGUAGACGAGGAAGAGGCAAACAAGUGUUUGAGAAAGUUGUCUGACAAAAGAAGAAGAAGAAGAAGAAGAAGAAGAAGAAGAAGAAGAAAGGAUUAGGGACUGAGUUCUGUGCAGCGUGGCUCCUGCAGGUUGUUUUUCAGUAGUGUAUUUUUAUCUGUAGUGAGUGUGCAGGCGGUUUGUAUUCAGAGAUGACAGCCAUGGCCGAUACAGGUGUCAAAAAGGAGCACGCAGCUCUCGUAGAAUUGUCUUAUGAUGAUGAUGACGAAGUAGCUCUGGUGAGUGCUGCCACAGAGCCGGCCGUAGAAGAUGAUGACCCUGCUGCGGAGGUGGACCUGGUGCUGGCCACCGGCCCUGGAGGCAAGAGUGAAGCGCAGAUGAACGGGGUCAUGGUCCUGUCUCUGCUCGACAAGAUUAUUGGGGUGGUAGACCAGAUCCAGCAGACCCAGAAUGGGCUCGAGGCCCGGCAGGGAUCCAUGGAGAAGUCAGUUUCAACCAUCCAAGGGGAACUGGCUAAGUUGUCCAAGAACCACGUCGGGACAGCCAACACUGUCAACAAAAUGCUGGAUAAGGUACGCAAGGUCAGCGUCAACGUCAAGUCGGUGCGCAGCAACCUGGAGAAGCAGGCAGGCCAGAUCAAGAAGCUGGAGAGCAACGAGAGCGAGCUGCUCAAGAGACGCAACUUCAAAGUCCUCAUCUACCAGGACCAAGUGAAGCCUCCGAAGACAUCCAAAUCCAAGACAGCGGAGACCGUGGUUGAAGGCAAAGCCGUGGAGGGCCUUGAGCAGAUAUGUGAGGGACAAGAGGAACUCUCAGAUAAUCACAAUUCCGAAGACGAAGUGGAGAUUGAGGAGAUUAUCGAGGAGUCUCGUACCAAGCGCCUCCAACGCACCACCAAGCAGCAAGUGGACAACAUAAAGAAAGCCUUCUCCAAAGAGAAAAUGGAGAAGACCAAAGUAAAGACAAAGGAGAACUUGGAGAAGACCAGGCAGAGAACCCGUGAGAACCUGGAGAAGACAAAACAGAGAACCCGUGACAAAAUGGAGAAAACCAAGCACAGCCUGGAGAUGAAGAUGGGAAAGCUCGGGACCCGCAUGACCCCCAACAUGGAGCGCAGGGCAAAGAUGAAGACCUCCAAAGAGAAGGCGAAAAAGUCACUCACUCCCGACCACACGGUCUAUGCUCGCUCCAAGACCACUGUGUACCGCGUGCCCCCCUUCACCUUCUAUGUGAAGAAGAUCCGAGAUGGGGAGGAGGAGGUGGCGCAGAACACGGAGAUGGUGGAGGAGACCGACGCUGAGGGCCAGCCGGGCGGAGAGGAGAACGGGCUGGGUGUGCAUCUGGAGGUGGAGGAUGGGGAGCUGGUGCGAGUAGACAGCCCAGAGAUGGAGGAUCUGUUGGAGGUGACUGAGGACUCUCAGCUGGUCAGGGUGGAGCCAGACUACCCAACGAAGGCCCAAAGCGAAUAGAGCGUCCCAGCUCUGUGUGGCUGUGAGCCGAGAGAUCAAUGAAGGGUGAGGAGGGGGACGGAGUCCAAUCAUAAGGAGACAAUAUUAGUCGUGGGGACUUUCUAGACGUGAUCACAAUCUAUGACAUCUCUUUUGUUUUCUGUAACCAACAGGGAUGACUUUCAUAUGUUCUCCUCUUUAGCAUACAAAUAAGAAAAACAUAAGAAAAGCAAAGCUAGCUUAUGAAACAUGGUUUAGGGUUAGGGUUAUGUAUGUUUGGGCUAUUUGCUGUUGGUUUGAUCAUUUGAGUGGCUAUAAGAAUAAAAAAAGGUAUAAAUAGUUUUUGCUAUUGAUGAUGUAAUGUAUAAUCUAAUAUUUGCAAUGUAUGAUAUGCACCUGAGCAGGUGUGGUAACAAGAAGUCGUUGGCAGG